Daphnia pulicaria is the source of this 766-nucleotide messenger RNA. RefSeq lists its product as uncharacterized. Lineage: Eukaryota; Metazoa; Arthropoda; Branchiopoda; Diplostraca; Daphniidae. The transcript is spliced from 2 exons. The record is from RefSeq and is a predicted model, not a curated record. The coding region runs from base 108 to 569 and encodes 153 amino acids.
UCCUCAAGCGCGAAGCGGGGAGAUUUGCCCGGACACUGCUCAAAAUACUGUUGAAGCACUUGUCGCCCAACAGUCGAGGAAACGUGACACCAGACCUGGUGCUUAUCAUGGUCAAAUUAGCCGUAGUUGGCCAAGGUGGACGGCUCUCAAUCCGGAAGACUUGCGUUCGCCACCACCGGUGCUGGCCUCGUUCUGUUGUUUGCUGCAGUACACGACCAAUGUCCUCUUCGCUCUUCGAAUGCCAAGCAGCAGGAGUGCUAGCGGAGCUGGUGCGGGAAAACGAGCCAUCCUCCUCCGAAAUGUCUAGCGGCUUGAUGAAAUCCAUCAAAGGUAAUCCGCUCACGGCCGUCGUGGAAGACUUGACGGUCGACGAACUGGGACUAGGUUACGAUGUCGAGAGUGAUGGCGACGAAUCCGGACGAGGAUUUUUAGUGCAAUCAGCUGUGCACUUUUGUCAUGACGCCAAAAGAAUUCAUGAAUCAACACUGGUACCACUGUCUCAAGUGCCGGAUGGUGGACGGUGUCGGUGUUUGUUCCGUCUGUGCCAAAGUCUGCCAACGGGCUCAUGAUGUGACUUAUUCCAAAUUUGGCAGUUUCUUCUGCGACUGCGGUGCCACGGACGACAGAUCGUGCCAGGCUUUGGUCCGUCGACCUUCUCAGCCGGAUCGAAGAAGCUCCCACUGUCCUCGAGACAGCGAGUCGGCCAGGGGCCUCCAUCAUACUAUAACGGACCAAUCGCUGCUCAAACAGUUGGGUUUCGAAGGGG